Cephus cinctus (wheat stem sawfly) is the source of this 1654-nucleotide messenger RNA. RefSeq names its product flap endonuclease 1 (gene Fen1). The coding region runs from base 256 to 1398 and encodes 380 amino acids. Gene Ontology annotation, cellular component: nucleus. The record is from RefSeq and is a predicted model, not a curated record. Gene Ontology annotation, molecular function: DNA binding; manganese ion binding; 5'-3' exonuclease activity. Lineage: Eukaryota; Metazoa; Arthropoda; Insecta; Hymenoptera; Cephidae. The transcript has 8 exons.
GAAUAGCUAUUAGCCAAUCGCGUGUUAGGUUUAAAUGAAGACAAGCACAACGAUUGGCUAACAGUUAUUCACUUUUCGUAUUUUCACUAUAUUCGAGCUACAUAAUCGACCUUCAGGUGCCGCUGCUAGUAGUCGUGAAAAAGCCGCCUCGUUCUUGCUUGAAAAUGGCGGGAAGUUGUAUACGUACGUGAAGAAGCUGUGCGUGUCUCCUAGUCUUCUCAAAGUAUUUCUUGACUUUUAAGAGAAUUAAGCAGGAUGGGUAUUUUAGGAUUGUCUAAACUAAUUGCUGAUAUUGCCCCAGCUUCUAUCAAAGAACGAGAACUAAAACACUACUUUGGCCGUAAAAUAGCUAUUGACGCCUCUAUGUGUUUGUAUCAAUUCCUUAUUGCUGUACGCAGUGAAGGAGCUCAACUUACUUCAGUGGAUGGUGAGACAACAAGCCAUCUUAUGGGGACAUUCUACAGAACGAUAAGAUUAGUUGAACAAGGGUUAAAACCAGUCUAUGUUUUUGAUGGCAAACCCCCGAAUCUCAAAGGAGGUGAAUUAACUAAACGGGCUGAAAGGCGAGAUGAAGCUCAGAAACUUUUGCAAGCUGCAGAAGAAGCUGGUAACUUGGAAGAUAUUAAUAAAUUUAACAGAAGAUUAGUCAAAGUGACAAAACAGCAUGGAGAAGAAGCCAAACAAUUACUCAAGCUAAUGGGGAUUCCAUAUGUUGAUGCUCCCUGUGAAGCAGAAGCUCAAUGUGCCGCAUUAGUGAAAUCUGGAAAGGUUUUUGCUACAGCAACCGAAGACAUGGAUGCUCUUACGUUUGGAUGUAAUAUUUUGUUGCGCCGAUUGACAUUUAGUGAAGCACGUAAAAUGCCUGUACAGGAAUUUCACUAUGACAAGGUUUUAGAAGGUUUGGAGUUGAACAAGGAUGAGUUUAUUGAUCUUUGUAUAAUGUUAGGAUGUGAUUAUACACAUAGUAUCAAGGGAGUGGGUCCCAAGAGAGCCAUGGAUUUAAUAAAAACAUACAGAUCCUUAGAAAAAAUUAUGGAGAAUUUGGAUACAAAAAAAUUCCCAGUUCCUGAGGACUGGAACUAUAAACAGGCUAGACUACUGUUUCAGGAACCAGAAAUAACUAAUCCAGACGAGAUCGAGCUGAAAUGGACAGAUCCUGAUGAAGAGGGUUUGGUUAAAUUUCUUUGUGGGGAUAAACAAUUUAACGAAGAAAGAGUUAGGGGUGGCGCUAAAAAACUACUGAAGGGGCGUAACACUUCAACGCAGGGCCGUCUAGAUUCGUUUUUCAAAGUAUUACCAAAUUCUAAUCCGGUGAAACGUAAGGCUGAAGAGAAAAAGGGUCCAGCAAAGAAAGGAAGAGGUGCAGGUGGCAGCAAAUUUCGUGGUAAAGCAAAAUAAUUUCCUAAUAUUUUUAUUAGUUCCGAUAAGCAUUCAUCUCAGCCAAAACAUAUUAAUUGUAAUGUGAAAAAUCGAUUGUUAUAUGUAAACAUUUUUUUGUAUUAUAUGAACUUGUAUACCUCAUUAUGAGUCCAGUAUCUGUAGAGGUCAGCAUAUAUUUUUUUAAUUGUAAAUUAUUUCUUCUCGUUUAUAUAAAGCUAUACGAUAUAUUGUAUUUAUUUAAACUGUCGCGAAAAAUAUAAUGGAUGAAUAGUAA